This is a messenger RNA of Schistocerca gregaria, 1197 nucleotides long. RefSeq names its product carboxypeptidase B-like. NCBI's taxonomy places the organism in Eukaryota, Metazoa, Arthropoda, Insecta, Orthoptera, Acrididae. The record is from RefSeq and is a predicted model, not a curated record. Gene Ontology annotation, biological process: proteolysis. Gene Ontology annotation, molecular function: metallocarboxypeptidase activity; zinc ion binding. Bases 48 to 1154 code for a protein of 368 amino acids. The transcript is spliced from 7 exons.
CUGCCCUUCCACCCGAUCUCUUCAGUGUAUAUCUCUCUCACCAGCAGAUGAGCAACUACUUGGAUCUAUUAGCCAAAAAAUAUCCACCUUUAGUCCAUGUUCAAGUCUUUGGUACCAGUUUUGAGAAACGGCGACUUGACAUGGUCAAAAUAUCAACUGAGAAAAGUGGUGUUGAAAAGCCGAUCAUACUAAUAGAUGCUGGUAUUCAUGCCAGAGAAUGGAUUGCCCCAGCAAUGGCAUUAUUUAUUAUCAACCAGCUUGCUGAAAAUGAAACUAAUAAAUAUCUCACUGAAGAAAUUGAGUGGCACAUCUGUCCACUUCUCAAUCCUGAUGGCUAUGAAUAUUCACGGAAAAAAGACAUGUGGUGGCGAAAGACACGAUCACAUACAAGAAACAAACAUUGUCGCGGUGUUGAUGGAAACAGAAAUUUUGAUUUCCAUUGGAAUGAAUGUGGUGCUAGCAGUGAUCCAUGCUCAGGCUGUUAUGCAGGAGAAAAGCCCUUCUCUGAAGUGGAAACACAGGCAUUUAGGGCUUAUGUCAUGUCCAUUAGAGAUCGCCUGAAACUCUACCUUACAUUUCAUAGCUAUGGGCCUUUUAUCCUUUAUCCAUGGGGAUUCACAAAAAACUUACCACAUAAUGCUGAUGAGUUGCAAGCAAUUGCAGAAAGUGCAAAUUUAGCUCAGAUGAAAGCUGGUGGCCCGAGGUUUGUGAUUGGUUCUUCAGAAAAUACUUUAUAUUGUGCAGCUGGUGGCAGUGAUGAUUGGGUAAUGGCCACAGCAAAUGUUUCUCUUUCUUACACUGUAGAAAUGACUCCUGGUCGUAGAAUACCUUUUUUUCCACUACCUAAGGAUAUACGAAAACAUGUCACUCCAUUCUUUGAAGCAGUGCGGGCAUUUGGACAUCAUAUUGGAGGAUAUAAGCCUUAUGAGCAUAGUGGAUCAUUUGACAAAGGUCACACUAAUUCUGCUCAGGAUACUAAUAGGAAUCUUCUAAAGAGCAGAAGUUAUAUAUGUACAGGAUGCCUACUGACUACAGAAUUCAUAUUACAGUGCACCUUUGUAACAGUGGCUAACUGGAAUAUGGCACAACCACCUGGGAGCUUAUUUAGAUAUAUUAUUCAACUAUGUUUAGUUUAUGCAGUGUGUAAUAUUUGAUUCUGUUUCACCAAAUUAAGACGAUCCUUUUAUUGCAUGGUGU